Messenger RNA from Halteromyces radiatus, 627 nucleotides. RefSeq names its product mitochondrial 39-S ribosomal protein L47 (MRP-L47)-domain-containing protein. Gene Ontology annotation, biological process: mitochondrial translation. Gene Ontology annotation, cellular component: mitochondrial large ribosomal subunit; mitochondrial ribosome. Gene Ontology annotation, molecular function: structural constituent of ribosome. The record is from RefSeq and is a predicted model, not a curated record. Bases 41 to 481 code for a protein of 146 amino acids. Lineage: Eukaryota; Fungi; Mucoromycota; Mucoromycetes; Mucorales; Cunninghamellaceae. The transcript has 3 exons.
UUUUUUUUUCCUUUUCUUUUUCUUUAUAAUACAUUAUAUCAUGCCUUUACUUGAUAAAAUCAAUUUACGUCCUAUUACAAAUUGGAUCUCAACACGAUCUUUCACAACUUCUCGAUCAGUUUUAUCAGAAACUACUAACAAGUCUACAACAGCACCUACUGGUGGAUUAUACCAAUUCUUCGAAAACGGUGAAGCAUUACCAAAACGAAACUGGACAGGUCGUGCCUGGAAAGCAAGUGAACUUCGUUUAAAGUCAUUCGAAGAUCUUCACAAACUUUGGUAUGUUUUGUUGAAGGAACGUAACUUAUUAGCAACACAACGUGAAGAAGCAAAACGAUUAAAAGUACACCGUUUAGUAUGGACUAAUGCUGGCCGUGUGAAGAAGUGUCAACAAUCCAUGGCUCGUAUCAAGUUUGUAUUAAACGAAAGACAACGUGCUUAUGAAGCUGCUUUGGAAAAACAACAAUUAGCUCAAAAAUAGAUCAUAUCCCUCAUUUUUUUUUAUAUACGUUAGAAUCUUCUUUACAUAGUCUUUUGUUAUUUAUUUUUCUUUUUUCUUUUUUUUUCAUAUUGUAUACAAUUGAUGUUUAUAAUGCAAAUAAAAACAACAACAAUCAUUUCCACUCA